AUGAGCGCGCAGCUCCGUGCAGUCGGGGCGAUGGCCCCCCUCCCCCGCCGCCUUGCCGUUCGGGCAGUUCGACAUUUCCACCACCUCCCGACCGGCGGCAUCCAGCGGGCCGAUCUUGCCGCUCGUAGCUUUAGGAGGUCGUUGCAGUUCCCGUCAAACGCCUACCACAACGCCGUCAUCGUUCGAAAUGCCUCCUUUGCUCGCAUGUUGCCCAAGCUGGCCCUCAAGUUUGUUAGGAUCCCCGCCCUGUUCGGCGGCGUAAUGAUCGGCACCGUGGGUUGGGUACAGUAUCAGGCCAUUCAGGUCAGUAACUCUGCCCAGGAGAUGUUCAGCAACAUGAAGAACACCGUCACUUCUACCGCCUCGACGCUGUGGGGGGGCGCCAAGGAUAUCGCCGGACAGACGAAACAAGGGUGGGACAACACAAAAGAGAACUUCGAGAUACCGGAAUGGCUGGACAAGAUUAUGAAAGGGGAGGGCGAUGCUGCCUCUGGUAAAGGAGGGGCAGGCGGGCAGGGCGGGCCGGAACCGCCCAAGCAGAGCAGGUCUGGAGUUGGCGCCGUUGCAGGAGCCUCGGCCGCUGCCUAUGGUCUUGAUCAGUCUGAUGAAAACGACGAAAGGACACCCGAGGAGGUCAUCAAGGACGACCAGAUGAUGUUCAUCACCAAGAAAAUGAUCGAAAUCCGGAACCUCUUACAGAAGGUCGGCCAAUCCAACACCGUCACGCUGCCGUCUAUUGUUGUUAUUGGCUCGCAGUCGUCAGGGAAGAGCUCUGUGCUAGAAGCCAUCGUUGGUCAUGAAUUUCUGCCCAAGGGAAGCAACAUGAUCACCCGGCGGCCGAUCGAGCUCACUCUCGUGAACGACCCCGAAGCACGGGUCGACUAUGGCGAAUUCCCCGAUCUCGGCCUUACCAGGGUUACCGACUUCUCCCUGAUCCAAAAGACCCUCACGGAACUCAACCAGUCGGUCCCCGAGUCUCUGUGCGUUACGGACGACCCCAUCCGGCUUACCAUCCACUCGCCAGGGAUACCAGACCUGUCACUUAUCGACCUCCCCGGUUACAUCCAAGUGGCGGGAGAAAACCAGCCCCGGGAGCUGAAGCGCAAGAUCUCGGAACUGUGCGACAAGUAUAUUCGGGGACCCAACAUUAUCCUCGCCAUCUCAGCCGCCGACACCGAUCUGGCGAACUCGACUGCUUUGCAAGCCAGCCGUAGAGUGGACCCGCGGGGAGAACGGACUAUCGGUGUUAUCACUAAGAUGGACUUGGUUGAGCCGGACAAGGGCGCCGAUAUUCUGAGCGAUCGGAAGUACCCGCUGAGGCUCGGCUAUGUUGGCGUCAUCUCCAAAUUGCCAACCCAGACAGGUCUCUUUAGGAGGGAGACCGGCAACCUCUUGGCGGGUAUCACCCGGAACGAAAGAUCCUUCUUCAACACAUACCCUGCUCAGUUCGGGCCGGAGGCCGGGGUCAACACAGGCACAAUAACGCUUCGAAAGAAGCUUAUGCAGGUCCUGGAACAAACCAUGUCCUCCAAGUUGCACGAGACCACCGAGUCCAUCCAGCGAGAGCUCGAGGAAACCACCUAUCAGUUCAAGGUGCAGUACAACGAGCAGCCCAUGAGCGCCGAGGCAUACCUGGCCGCGAGCUUGGAUGAGUUCAAACAUCAAUUCCACGCUUUCUCGUCGUCUUUUGGCCGGGCCCAGCUGCAGAGUUUGCUCAAGGAUGCACUCGACCAGAAGCUCGACACGGCCCUAUCCGGUCUUACUAGGCUCGGCGUGGGCCGUCUCGCAGCCACGGUAGCCGCCACAGCCGUCCAGUCCAACAUUGACAAGCUCCUCGACAAGUCAUCCUUCUCUAAGCACCCGUCAGCCCGCAAGGCCAUUAGCGAAGCCGCCUCUACUGUCCUUGCGGAUCGGUCAUACGCCACAAGCGACGGUAUUGAGAUCUCUCUCAAACCCUACAAGUUUGAUCCUGAUAUCCAGCCCAACGAGUGGGCCCAAGGGCGUGAACACGUCGUUGGCGUGCUCCAAGGCGAACUGGAACAGUGCCAGUCGGCCUUGAAAAGCCUUGAGAGCGCGGUCGGCGGGAGAAAAAAACUCAAGGAGGUCAUGACCUUCGUCGACAAAGCCCGCCGCGGUGAGGUCAUUGUCGAGGGCGACCACCACCCCAGUGGGGCAGGCGGAUUCAGCGCCGCUCUCCUCGCGCGAGGCCGCGAAGCCGCCUUCCUGCGCGACCGCGCCGACAUCAUCAACAUGCGCAUCACAGCAGCCAAGUCGCGCAAGUGCAAGGACCCCGAGAACAAGUACUACUGCCCGGAAGUGUUCCUCGACGCCGUCGCCACCAAGCUCUCCCAGACGGCCGUGCUGUUCCUCAACGUCGAGAUGCUCAACGACUUCUACUCGCGCUUCCCCCGCGAGGUCGAGAGCAAGCUGCACGAGCACAUGGCCGCCGGCGGGCUCGAGCGCUUCGCCCGCGAGGACCCCAAGGUCCGCAGGCACCUCGAUCUCAUCCAUCGCAAGGAGCUGCUCGAGCUGGUCCUGACCAAGAUCGAAGACCUGAACCGUUUUGGUGGCGGGACUGGGUCGGGCCGUGGUGCGGCUGGGGGCCGGGAGCUGGCGGAGGCGGGGAAGAAGAGGAGGCGGUUCUUUUAG
This is a messenger RNA of Chaetomium globosum CBS 148.51, 2649 nucleotides long. RefSeq lists its product as uncharacterized. NCBI's taxonomy places the organism in Eukaryota, Fungi, Ascomycota, Sordariomycetes, Sordariales, Chaetomiaceae. Gene Ontology annotation, molecular function: GTPase activity; microtubule binding; GTP binding. Gene Ontology annotation, cellular component: membrane; cytoplasm; microtubule. The transcript is spliced from 4 exons. The coding region runs from base 1 to 2649 and encodes 882 amino acids. The record is from RefSeq and is a predicted model, not a curated record.